CAAAACCUGCCCCACGAAAUAUACAAUCUAGACCAGUUCUACGGAUCACCCCACAUAUCUACUGUAAUAUAGACAUUGUACUUCGAGCAUAUCAAACUAGACACGGCUAAAAAUGUUGUUAAAUGCCAAAACUGCUAUUUCGACAUCUACGGUGCUCUUAGUGCCCUACUCCAAAUGGCACGUUCCCCGCUACCAUGAAUGGAUGAAAGAUGAGGAAAUCCAAGAAGCAACAGCCUCAGAACCACUCUCUCUAGAAGAAGAAUACGCCAUGCAAGAAAGCUGGCGCCAAGAUCCGGACAAACUAACCUUCAUUGUGUGCCAGCCCUCCCCCACAGGAACGGGGGGCUCCCCACUCCGCGAUGAAGAUGACAGCUCCGAGCGGAUGAUCGGGGACGUGAAUCUCUUCCUCCGCGUUGACGACGGCGAGGAAGGGAACUCGGAGCCCCAGAUCAUCGGCGAGAUUGAGCUCAUGAUCGCCGAGAAGAGCAAUCAGCGGAAGGGGUACGGGAAGGCCACGCUGCUCGCUUUUCUGCGAUACAUCGCUGAUCAUGAAGUGGAGAUUUUGGAGGAGUUUGUGAGAGGGGAUCCGGCUGCUGCUAAGGCUCUAGGGGAGGAGGCUGGCGUUAGUAGUAGUGGGUGGAGAUUCUCGUGUCUUAGUGUUAAGAUUGGGCAGGGGAAUGGGCGCAGUUUGGGCUUGUUUGAGGGCGCGGGGUUUCGGAAGGUGUCGGAGGAGGCGAACUAUUUUGGGGAGUUUGAGCUCAGAAGGAUGGAUUUGAGCCGGGAGACUGUGGAUCAGGGUCUGGAGAGGGCGGGAGUUGAGGGAUAUGUUGAGUUGGAGUAUAGUAAGUCGGCGUCAGUAGUGUGAUUCUUUUCGUCCAGUACGUCUGGAUCAACGUGGUUUGAUUUGAUGAUGGAUUGAUUGAUAUAUUAAAUCGUAUCCCGUUUUUAGCGUCAACUAGGCGGGGGGGGAAAGAAAGUGGAUUUCCAUGGUCCGAUCCAAUGAAACGAACCAUGACUCGCAUUGGUACCUGGAAAUACUACGUAGUUGGCAUUUGUACAGGAAUUGAAGCAUCUCUGGUCUAGGGUUUGGAACCUCACAUGGU
Aspergillus pseudotamarii is the source of this 1103-nucleotide messenger RNA. RefSeq lists its product as uncharacterized. The record is from RefSeq and is a predicted model, not a curated record. The transcript is spliced from 3 exons. The coding region runs from base 113 to 865 and encodes 250 amino acids. NCBI's taxonomy places the organism in Eukaryota, Fungi, Ascomycota, Eurotiomycetes, Eurotiales, Aspergillaceae. Gene Ontology annotation, molecular function: N-acetyltransferase activity. Gene Ontology annotation, biological process: protein acetylation.